This is a messenger RNA of Myodes glareolus (Bank vole), 1599 nucleotides long. It is a transcript of the gene Atp6v1d, whose product is annotated as ATPase H+ transporting V1 subunit D. Gene Ontology annotation, molecular function: proton-transporting ATPase activity, rotational mechanism. NCBI's taxonomy places the organism in Eukaryota, Metazoa, Chordata, Mammalia, Rodentia, Cricetidae. The record is from RefSeq and is a predicted model, not a curated record.
AUGGCGCUGUGGCGAAAGAUGGGACGCCGAGGAAGAGGAGGGUCGCGUGAUCUUCGGAUCCGUCACUCAGAACAUGCUGCAAUCUUUACCGGCGUCCUGCCGGCGGGAGGGGCGGUGGAGCGACCCGGAAUUCCGGGCUGUGCGCGCCUCCACAUCCGGGCAUUCCUCAAGGCCAGCCCACGCCACCCUCUCUGUCCUCUCGCAAUAGGAACCGGAAGUGGGGACCGGUAUCCUUGUAGCCGCUUAGCAACGCGAGAGGGUCAAGUGACUCCAUCAGCUGACUCCAGAGGAGGAAGGCGCUGUGGUAACCAGUUCUGGAGGUGUUGCAGUCACGAUUGCCCGGCUGGGGGCCCGAGCCGAACUGUCACCGUCAGAAUGUCGGGCAAAGACCGGAUUGAAAUCUUCCCUUCGCGAAUGGCUCAGACCAUCAUGAAGGCUCGAUUAAAAGGAGCACAGACAGGCCGGAACCUCUUGAAGAAAAAAUCUGAUGCCUUAACUCUUCGAUUUCGACAGAUCCUGAAGAAGAUAAUAGAGACUAAGAUGCUGAUGGGUGAAGUGAUGAGAGAAGCUGCCUUUUCAUUGGCUGAGGCCAAGUUCACAGCAGGAGAUUUCAGCACCACAGUUAUCCAAAAUGUAAACAAAGCACAAGUGAAGAUCCGCGCCAAGAAAGAUAACGUGGCAGGCGUUACCUUACCAGUGUUUGAGCAUUACCACGAAGGAACUGACAGCUAUGAGCUGACUGGCUUAGCCCGCGGUGGGGAACAGCUGGCUAAACUAAAGAGGAAUUAUGCCAAAGCAGUGGAACUACUGGUGGAACUAGCUUCGCUGCAGACUUCCUUUGUUACUCUGGAUGAAGCCAUUAAGAUAACCAACAGGCGUGUAAAUGCCAUCGAACAUGUUAUCAUUCCCCGGAUUGAACGCACCCUUGCCUAUAUCAUCACAGAGCUGGAUGAGAGAGAGCGAGAAGAGUUCUAUAGGUUAAAGAAAAUACAGGAGAAGAAAAAGAUUAUCAAGGAAAAAUUCGAGAAGGAGUUGGAGCAGCGGAGGGCAGCUGGAGAAGUGAUGGAGCCUGCCAACCUGCUGGCCGAGGAGAAGGACGAGGACCUGCUGUUCGAGUAGCGGCCCCUUCGCUCCCAGGCCCAGCACCCGCUCCAUCUUAACUCAGAGUGUAGAUUCAGUAUGUGUGGGUAUUUAUUUUGGCAUAAGAAUUCCCCUGGCUGUAAGAUUAAGGAUGCCCCGUGAGACUAUUUCUCCUGCAUCCUAAUUCAGCAACCACUUAUCACAGUUGAAUGAGACUUGUAAAAAUUGCCCAGCAACUUACAUACUUUCUUCUGUGAAAGUGUCAUACGAUCCUCUGUACAGUAGCUUCACUGGUUCAUACAAACAUUCAUGGUCUCGGCCAACGGCUGUGAGCAGCCCUCGCUCCUACCCACUUGCAAACCUUGACACUGCUGGCUGAGGCUGCGCAGCCACCAUUGUGUUAUUGUGGUGUCCUCAGCUCUACGCCUACUUUUCUUUGCACGAUAAGUCUGUCUGUAAUGGAAGCAGUUCUGCCCAUUUAAAUGUGACUUAUGAACAGAGUAAAAUGAUUUAAAAACA